Messenger RNA from Pezoporus flaviventris, 3320 nucleotides. RefSeq names its product ankyrin repeat domain 6 (gene ANKRD6). Gene Ontology annotation, cellular component: cytoplasm. NCBI's taxonomy places the organism in Eukaryota, Metazoa, Chordata, Aves, Psittaciformes, Psittacidae. The transcript has 18 exons. Gene Ontology annotation, molecular function: protein binding. Bases 800 to 3193 code for a protein of 797 amino acids. The record is from RefSeq and is a predicted model, not a curated record.
CCAGCGCUCGGUGCCCAAGUAAUUAAAAGUGUUUCUUUGUUACGGCCCCGGAGUAGGGUCCGGGGAGGGACCCUCCGGGGAGAGACCUCCCCCCUUUCAUGCACACACGAACUCUCCUGGCUGCCGCAAUGAUACAGGAUUCUGUGCCGACGUAGGGGGCUAAUUGCAGGUUUGGGGGUAUAAACGGGGAGCUUUACUGUUCUUUUUCCAACUUUGAAGGCUGCGUCUGAUGAGAAAUGGACAUCUGGCUCCAGGUCAUCCUUCCUGUUGUUGACAUCACCUGAAAACUCCACUGAAAAUAUUUCCACUAGUUUACUGCAAACAUCAGCUCCCUCUGAAGGCUCGAAACCUUGUGAUACCACCGUGGUACAGAGACUAAGUGUUGCUGUCAGCGCUGGAGAAGACUGAAGCUGGAAUCCCCAUUGUCCUCAGCCAGAGGUUGCCCUGCAAGACACAGCUGUAAAAUGUUCAUCAAAAAAAACUAAGACUGAAAGAGGUCUGCCUAUGGAGCCCAUCCCCUGAGACACAUCACCUGUGCUCUGCCCAAACCCAGCUGGGAGAAAAUGCUUGACGUUCAGUGACUGGUUUCCUUCAGAGUAGUCUGGAGAGUUUCUUUUUGUGGAGUGCUUGACUAUCUGGGAUAUUUAUCUAAUGUCCAGAGGAUGGCAUAGCAGUAACAUCAGUAACGUCAGUGUCCAAGGAGCUGGGGUCCUUCCUUGCCUGUCUGCAUGCUGCUUGAACCAAUCCCAAGCCUUUGUUUUUUGACCGAGGAAUUGUGAAAACCUGUCUCUCCUAAUUCAUGAGCCAGCAGGAUGUGGUUGCCGUGCUUUCAGAACGCCUGCUUGUAGCUGCCCACAAAGGCCAAGUGGAGAAUGUGGUGCAGCUUAUCAACAGGGGUGCCAAGGUAGCUGUUACCAAGCAUGGCCGGACCCCACUGCAUCUUGCUGCCCACAAGGGUCAUCUCCACGUUGUCCGGGUUUUGUUGAAGGCAGGUUGUGACCUGGAUAUUCAGGAUGAUGGUGAUCAGACAGCAUUGCACCGGGCUGCUGUUGUAGGGAACACCGAUGUUAUAGCAACUCUGAUUCAAGAGGGGUGUGCUUUGGACAGACAAGACAAGGAUGGGAACACUGCUCUUCACGAAGCUUGUUGGCAUGGAUUCAGUCAGUCUGCCAAAGUGCUCGUUAAAGCAGGAGCCAACGUUCUUGCCAAGAACAAGGCAGGUAACACCCCUCUUCACCUGGCUUGCCAGAACAGCCAUUCCCAGAGCACUCGUGUUUUAUUACUUGGAGGAUCUCGAGCAGACCUCAAAAACAACGCAGGAGAUACCUGUCUGCAUGUGGCUGCUCGUUAUAAUCACUUGCCCAUCAUUAGGGUGCUACUCAGUGCUUUCUGUUCUGUCCAUGAAAAGAACCAGGCAGGGGAUACUGCGCUCCAUGUAGCUGCUGCUCUCAAUCACAGGAAGGUGGUUAAGCUGUUGCUGGAGGCAGGGGCUGACACAUCCGUUGUCAACAAUGCAGGUCAGACCCCUCUAGAGGUUGCCAGACAGCACAAUAACCCUGAGGUUGCACUCCUCCUCACUAAAUCAUCACAGGUCUCACGCUUUAACCGUGGAAGAAGCCUGAGGAAGAAGAGAGAGCGACUGAAGGAGGAAAGGCGAGCUCAGUCAGUACCACGAGAUGAAGUGGUACAGAGCAAGGGUAGCAUCUCAGCUGCUGAUGACACACCGAGCAGUGACCAGCCACCACAGAAGAAGAGUGAUCUGAAGGAUGAACCCCAGUCAACCUCACCUGAUCUCAAAGGGAAAAAGAGUAAAAAGAAAAAGCCAAAGGAAAAGAUCUUGGCACUCUCAGACCCCAUCUCCCCAGCCGAUCAGCAGACACUCCCUCGGGCCCAGCAAAACGUGCCUAAGCGCAGAAGUAAGCAUCACUGCUUCUCUCCACCGCCUCCCCACGAGGUCCGAGCCUACCAGCUCUACACGCUUUACCGAGGGAAGGAUGGGAAGGUGAUGCAGGCACCGAUAAAUGGAUGUCGUUGUGAGCCCCUGAUAAAUAAACUGGAGAAUCGGCUGGAGGCAACAGUGGAAGAAAUAAAAGCUGAGUUUGGGACAGUACAAGAUAAGAUGAAUAUUAAGCUGGGCCAGAUGGAAACCAAAACUCAACAUCAACUCCGUGUUUUAGACAAGCUUAUGGCUGAGCGGCUCUCGGCAGAGAGAACAGAGUGCCUUCACCGCCUGCAGCAGCACACCGAGCUGGAAAAGAAAGAGGGGGAGAAACAGCAGAUUUCCUUGGUCGAUGAGCUGAAGACUUGGUGCAUGUUGAAGAUUCAGAAUCUGGAGCUCAAGCUGUCUGGAGAUUCCAGGUCAUCAAGACCAAAAUCAACUUUGUCCACUUGUGAGUCUCUCACUGAGACUCUGGAUACUGAGAACAACCCCCACAGUGGCAAGGACUGUAAAGCCAACCAGCCUGUGCUGCAGUCAGAAGGCUCCCACCAGCAUUCCUACAUCAUGCUUCCAAAUAGCCCUCCGGAAGAUGGGGGAAGGAGCAGAGGCCAGAUGCCAGAACAGAACUUUGGCCAACAUUUUUCCAUUCAACAGGAUGGUGCAUCAGGUACAUUAUCAGGUACAGAGCAACAGUUAAUCACUGGUGGACCAGUUUCUUCUUCUGCCCCUGCUCAAGAUGUCAGGCCAAAGGACAAAGCUGGGAGUGCCAGCACGUUCCACAAGCUCCAGCAGGAGCUGCCUUCAUCCGAGCUUUUGGGCUCUAAAUUAAGACAUGUUAAGGUUCAAGCUGCUUUGCAGCCCUUGACUGAACCUGCAAAGACUGAACCACGGAGUGGCUACUUCAUUGACAAAGGAACGCAGACAAAGAAGUCCAGCAAAAGCGGGCAGUCAAGGCACAAAGCUGUGCACCACACCGGGGCACAUCUGAGCCAAGAGCAGCAGCCCUCUGUCCUGCCUGCAGGACAGCCGCCUGCCCCUGCGCUCAGAGACACCUCUCAGGCCCUGGAGAUAACGCAGUACUUCUUUGAGGCCGUUUCCACGCAGAUGGAGAAGUGGUAUGAACGGAAGAUAGAAGAAGCCCGGUGCCAAGCUAACCAGAAAGCGCAGCAAGACAAAGCUGCACUCAAGGAGCACAUUAAAAGCUUAGAAGAGGAGCUCAGCAAAUUAAGGACUAAGGUACAGAAAGAGAGCUAGCGUCUACCAAGCAGGUAAAGACAAGCAACAGGACCCAUUUUGGAACCUGCCAUAUGGGAAUCUGGAGUACUGGUGUAUAUAUGUAUUUGUGGUGCCUGUUACAUCCAAACAAAAUCCUCUUUUUCAG